AAGGCUGCAGGCCACAUCUCAACACCACUGCCACCUCCCUCAGGACUACCACUGCUGGCAAACUUUGCAAUGCUUCGACUGAUAGUCUUGCCCAGUUCAAGCUGUGCGGCUGAAUUGUCCGCGCCGCCCUCUAGGUGCGGAAUAUUCAACACGUACGGGAUGUCGCUCAGAUGCGCAACACGCCACAUUGGCACGCCCAUCUUCUGGAAGACUGGCAUUGCAUUAUGCUCAUACAAUCGCAUCUGUGAUGGCUCCGCCCCGCCAUUCUUAACGUACUGCCAUGCAAAGUCGAGCACCGGGCACGUGAACCAAAUGUCUCUGUUGAUCUGCGCAGCGGUAGUAUUGUGCAGAGAGAGGCCCGUCGUAAUCCGGCCGUACCAUGUGCUCGAAAUCCUCGAGCGGGUAUAG
This is a messenger RNA of Rasamsonia emersonii CBS 393.64, 408 nucleotides long. RefSeq lists its product as uncharacterized. The transcript has a single exon. The annotation marks the transcript as partial. Lineage: Eukaryota; Fungi; Ascomycota; Eurotiomycetes; Eurotiales; Trichocomaceae. The record is from RefSeq and is a predicted model, not a curated record.